AAUAUGGUGGUUGCCUUUCUGUAGGAGGUAUAAUGUUAAAACAAUAUGUCCUCGGGCUUAUUUUGAGAAGCCGGAGGAGGCAAGUCAGAGCUGGGAGUUCGUUGAAGAUAGAAACACACUUCAGGAAAAAUACAAGGCUUUCAAGUUGCGAAUUCAAAGGAAGUCAGUUUGUGAUGAGAUCGAUGGUGAUUCUAAGAGAAGUGCUCAAGAUCAUCCAGCAAAUGUUCAGGUGAUAGAUGAAAAGAGUAUAGAAGAAGAUACUGCAACUAAUCCAGAACAUGUAGUGAUGCCUUCCCUUGUAUAUGUUGCCCGUGAAAAAAGACGUUCUCAUCCUCAUCACUUUAAGGCCGGAGCUCUUAAUGUUCUACUCAGAGUUUCUGCCACAUUGAGCAAUUCUCCUUGCAUUCUAGUUUUAGACUGCGAUAUGUACUGCAACGACUCAUUUUCAGCUCGACAAGCGAUGUGUUUUUUUUCUUGAUCCUAAGAUAUCACCUACUUUAGGCUGGAUUCAAUACCCCCAAGUAUACCAUAAUGUUAAUGAGAAUUACAUCUAUGACUGUCAGAUGAGAUUCGUAUGGACAGUUUGUUGGCCAGGGGCUGAUGGACUUCAGGGGCCAGUGAGUGAUAUCUGGUACUAAUUUCUACAUCAACAGGAAGGCUUUGUAUGGCGUCAACAUAUAUGAUGGUAAUGACAUAAUGAAGGAAGCAAGAAAUAUACUUGGUCCUUCCACUGAGUUCAUCAAGUCACUUAGACAAAAUGACAUGCCUAGUAAAACCAAGUACAGUGAGCUUUGCACUGCUCCAGUACAAGAAGCCCAGUAUUUAGCCUCUUGCACUUAUGAAGAAAAUACUAAAUGGGGUGAAGGGGCUGGUUUUUGGUAUAAAAGUGUAUUGGAAGAUGCAAUGACAGGCUAUAUGUUGCAGAGCAAAGGGUGGAGAUCAGUAUAUUUGAAUCCACCAAGGCCACAAUUUCUGGGUUCUGCUACGACUAAUCUCAGAUGAAUAUUUGAUUCAAUCUAGUAGAUGGAUCUCAGGACUUGCUGAAAUUGGGCUUUCAAAAUAUUGCCCCCUUUUCUACAGUCCGUCAAGAAUGCAAAUUUUUCAUCGGAUAUCUUCAUCCUGGGUCGUCCUAUACUGUUUUGAUUUUAUCGCAGUUUGGUGUUUUGUUACCAUUCCUCGGAUUAGCUUCCUCUAUGGUGUCUCAUUAUACCCUAAGGUAUCAGACCCAUUUUUCAUAGCAUUUGGAUUUGUUUUUAUAUCAUCCUUGGUGAAGCAUCUAUGUGAAGUUGUUGACACAGGAGGGUCAGUAAGAACAUGGCUAAACGAACAAAGGAUUUGGAAAAUAAAAUCGCUUACAUGCUUUAGUUACGGAGUUGCUGAUUGUGUGAUGGCGAAACUCGGGCUUCGAGAGGCAAGUUUCAUACCUACUAAUAAAGCUGAGGACAGCAAUAAAGCUAAGUUAUAUGAAAUGGGGAAGUAUGACUUUAGUACAUCAAACAUGUUUCUUGUUCCGUUAGUGAGCGCCGUCUCCUUAAACCUGUGUUGCUUUGUGGGAGGAGUUGCAAGAGUUAUUGGUGUGGGUAAUUGGGUAGAAAUGUUUGGUCAGGGAAUUCUCUCAUUAUAUGGGUUGAUAAUCAGUUAUCCAGUGUUGGAAGCCAUGUUAGUUAGACAGGACAAGGGUUGCAUUCCAUUGUCUGCUAUUUUAACAUCUUCCUUCUUUGUUGUGCUUUCCAUCACCUUUGGAUAUUUUAUCUUCUAAUUACCCUAAAAGGAUUAGUUCCUUAUUUUUUUUAAGUUAUUAAAAAAAAAAAUUGUCGGCUAUUUUAUGUAGUCAAUGUUUCUGUUUGGUGUAAUUAAAGGCAAAUUAGUGAUUAAUAAAAUGAUUAAGGACAGGAGUACAUGGUUUGGAUUGCUGAAGUAGAAUAUCCCCCAUUUAAUUGCUUUUCCUUUAAAAAAAAAAACAUGCGUAUUUUUAAUCAAAAUGUUUGUGACAUUAAUAAAAAUGUUGUUAGAUGAAUAUUAAAAAUUCAUGAUUACAAAUACAAACAGAAAAGGACGUAUAACAACAGCUACAAUUGAGUUGUACUAUAUUUGAAGUUUGUCCACUUUACUAAGUUAUCAACGUGACUAAUAGAGUUAUAUCUGCAAUGUCCUUGGAAUACCCUGCCUUAAUGUACGAUGCAUAAAAUCUCAAGACACGUUUAUUUUAAGGAGGAAUAGUGAUGAAUGUUCAUGAUCUUGAUGUCAGACUAAUUUUAUGGACUUGAUUCACCAUAUAAAUUUACUACCUACAGUUUGUUACUUGCAUGUAGUUAAAUUGUACGUAUUACAUACAUCUUACAGUAUGUAUAAGUAGUCAUAACCAAUAUGAGAUUGAUUAUUGUUUAUAAUUGUACGAUGAUGAGUGAUAUCUGAUAUAUGCAUGUAGGAGAACUAUGAGGCUUUGAAGCAGCAAACAGAUGAGGUGAUGUUUCUAGUGACAAUCGUCAUCUGAUGGAUCCACCACUGCUUGUUUACGACGUCAGGUUCUCCUUAUCUUUUACUUGUUUUUAACUACGCUACUCACACUCGCACCAACACAUUCCAUCUGUGAUCUGUGACUAUCCUUUUUUCUGAAAUCUAUAUGAAAUGACAUACAUUUCACACUUGGUCAUAAAUGUCAAUUAUUGAACUUCAAUUUUUUUGCAUGGACUGUGCUAUUUGGAAGAAAAGUGAAGGGGGAAACAAGGUAAGGAGAUAAUAACUAUAACUCAACUAUAUUCACAAUGUUAAUAGAUGUGCUUGGAAGAAGGUAUAGGUUUCUAACACUUACAUAUUCAAGUGUACGUACAUAUUUGUAUAAAAGGCUGCAUUCUUAAAGAUUUCAUCAUUUAAAACUAUUGAUGCACCAGAUGAUAAUAAGCGAGAAUUCUAUGUAAGAUGCUGCAACCUUAAACCCUGAAUACAUAGCACUAGUAUAUCUGUAUAUGAGAUGCCUCUUCUCUGUAUAUAGCCUAUUCUCAUAUAAUACACAUUGCUUUGUGAGAUGUAUCUUCAGAAUUGAGCAAAGCCUAUCGGCAAUUCGCUCACAUGGGGGGCAAAUCGUAGGUUUUUUCAGUUUUAAAUUGAGCAAAGCCUAUCGGCAAUUCGCUCACUUAGGGGGCAAAUCGUAGAUUUUUUCAGUUUUAAAUUGAGCAAAGCCUAUCGGCAAUUCGCUCACUUGGGGGGCAAAUUGUAGAUUUUUUCAGUUUUAAAUUGAGCAAAGCCUAUAGGCAAUUCGCUCACUUGGGGGGCAAAUCGUAGAUUUUUUCAGUUUUAAAUUGAGCAAAGCAUAUCGGCAAUUCGCUCACUUGGGGGGCAAAUCGUAUAUUUUCUCAUUUUGUCUCUUACGCAACAAGUCACAGGGUUCCAUCGCAAGUGAGCACGUUAGUUUUACUAACGUCCUCACUUGGGGGGCUAGUUGUACGGGAUAUAACGGUAGCAACCUCGAUAUGCCGGUAAGAGCAUGUUGUGCAGUAUAAGCCCUCAUUAAUCGGCAAAUAAAACCAUGGUCCUUACCGGUAUCACUCUAUGCCACAUGGAGAGCUGCUUCUCGUCACGUAGCAUGUCUCUCUGGCACGUGGAGAGUUGCUUGGGGCCACGUAGGCACCUGAUGCCUAUAAGGUUGGUGUGCCACCUAUCUCUAUAGGUGGCACCUGCUUGGUUGUGUCUCUAUAAAUACCCAAGCAAAUCCCCAUUUCAAAGGUAGAAUCUCUCUCUCUAAAAACACUUUCUCUCUCUUCAUUCUCUUUCUUCUCACAAAGGUAGUGACUUUAACAUCGGAGUAGUUAUUCCCGGAUAACCUCUGGGCUAGCUAAUCUGUAUUGGCUGUGUAGGUGUGCAAUUGGACGGUAAACCAUUACCAGCCCUCGGAUGUUGACGGAAGCAGAAUUCAGCAGGAACAAGAAUAUAUCAACAGUUUUGUGUUUUGCUGUCAUUCCAUCCUUAUGUUUACUCCUUGAUGUUCAAAUUCGGAAUACAAUUUUAUAUCAUAUAAGAGUACAUAAUGAAUGGUAAUGUAAUACCUAUCUUACAAGCAGUUGGUUUUGGUAGAAUGAAAGUUAAAGUCAUGUGAUGUUAAAACAGAAUACUUCAUAGUUGAUAAACAAGGCGGUGGCUUACCAAAGCACCCUGCCCCAUAUGACUGACUAGUUUUGGUGGGUUGUACUGUUAAGGCAUAUUCAGUGAUUCAGUUUUAAUCUUCUAGAUUGUUAAAAAAAAAAAAAAAUUAGGUCCACAUAUAUAUAUUAAAUUGAGAGUUGCCUGGCUGGCUGAAUAAUGAGUGGAAUGGAGUAUAUGUUGUAUUUUUGUAUGUAUGCAUUUAUCAAUCACAGUAGAUAUCCAAGUACAAUACAAACUUGGACGUAUAACUGAUAAUUCAGAUAGAGCGAGGCAUGCAUUGGCAUGGAUUUGUAUGUCAUAGCUCGCGUGACUCACGUCGUAAAUAUCUCAUCUCAUCUCAUCUCAUCUUCAAAGACAACAGCUACUCAGGAGUUGAGUUUUAUUACGUAAUCAAUGAUGAAUAGCUCCUCCUCUACUUAAGCCAGUCUCUUUCUUUUUAAUCUGAGGUAAAACUCAACUAGCCAACUUUAUUACUAUGAAGUAUCUGUCUUAUUCUAGUACUCCCUCCGUCUCUUAAUACAAUGUCUCUUUUGAGCAUUUAUUCCUCACAUAAUAAAGAGAAAGAGACAUUGUAUAAAGGGACGGAGGGAGUAUUUUUUAUGAGUGCUAUUAUACAUAGAGUGUCAAACUUUUUAGACCAUAUCUUUUCACCUCAAUAAUUAAGAUAAUAAGAUUUGUCUUCAUGCAAUUCACCGCAUAUUCAGCACCUUCAUUCUCUACUGUUUUCCUUCAUCCAUUUAUAGAGUGAUUGUCAUAGACGGCUCUACUACUUAGUUAAGACCGCCUUUACGGAACUCACAACCUCUUCAUAUAUUUUAUCACUUUCUUAGUACUCACUUCAAUUUCCUCAAGUAAAAAUACAAUGGAAAAGUCUAAACUUCAUGAUUGGCAUGUUCACAAAGUAAGGGCAUUCCUUAAUAGAAGUUAUGCCUUAUUACAUGUCCUGGCUACUACACCCAUUUUCUACUUAAGAGCUAUCUAUUUUUUUGGUCAUUCAAAUAAUGCGGUGCCUUUGCUUCCAUGGCUUCUGGUAUCUGCUGCCGAAAUCCUUUUCUUUUUCUCAUGGAUCCUCAAGCAAUCCUACUACUGGUGUCCUCUCACUCGGACCGUCUUCCCUGAGAAUCUUCCUGCGGAUGAGCAACUGCCAAAAAUCGACGUGUUUGUAUGCACUGCUGAUGCUAUCAAAGAGCCUACAUUUAAUGUUAUGAAUACAGUUAUAUCUGCUAUGUCAUUGGAUUAUCCUGUUCAUAAAUUGAGUGUUUAUGUAUCUGAUGAUGGAGGUGCUUCUGUCACUUUGGAUGCUAUGAAACAUGCUUGGGUCUUUGCAACUUGGUGGUUACCGUUUUGUAAGAGAUAUAAUAUUCUACCAAUUUCUCCUAAAGCUUAUUUUCAGCAACAUUUUCAACAACAAUCUUACAACACUCAUUUUAUUCAAGAUUCUAAACUACUUAAGGAGAAGUAUGAGGAAUUCGAGGAACGAGUGCGCAGCUGGAAGGAAAGACAAGGUGGUAUUAACGAGAACAACGCUAAGGGAAGUGCUAAAGAUCAUCCACCAAUUAUUCAGGUGAUAAAUGAGAGUUUUGUAGGAGAUGAUGACAAUGUUGCAACAACAAACCCGGAAAACAUCAAAAUGCCCUUCCUUGUGUAUGUAGCUCGUGAGAAACGACCUUCUCAUCACCAUCACUUCAAGGCCGGAGCUCUUAAUGUUCUGCAAAGGGUUUCCAGCAUAUUGAGCAAUGCUCCUUACAUACUGUUCCUAGACUGUGACAUGUACUGCAACGAUUCAAGUUCAGCUCGUCAAGCUAUGUGUUUUUAUCUUGAUCCUGAGAUAAACCGUUCAAUAGCUUAUGUUCAAUACCCUCAGAAAUUUCAUAACAUUAAUGAAAAGGACAUUUAUGAUAGUCAGAUGAGAGCAAUAUGGCCUAUAAUCUUUCCAGGGACUGAUGGAAUUCAAGGACCAAUACUAUCUGGUACUAAUUUUUACAUCAACAGGAAGGCCUUGUAUGGCUUUAACAUCUCUGCAGCUGGUAAUGACAACAUAAAUGAGCUCAGACAUACUUUUGGAUCUUCAAAUCUACUCAUCAAAUCUCUUAGCCAAAUCAACGAGCCUAAUCAUUCAAGUAAAUUUUCCUCUGAUUCUCUAAAAGAGGCUCAAUUCUUAGCUACUUGUGUCUACGAAGAGGAUACAGAGUGGGGUAAAAAGGUUGGUUUUCAAUAUGACACAGUGGCAGAAGAUGUGAUGACGGGUUUUCUAUUGCACAGCCAAGGGUGGAAGUCGGUUUACUUAAAUCCACCAAGGCCACAGUUCUUAGGUUCUGCCACUAUUAAUCUCAACGAAACAUUAAUUCAAUAUUGUAGAUGGACUACAGGCCUUCUUCAACUUGGUCUAUCCAAGUAUUGCCCUCUUUUUCACAUUUCACCCAAAAUGCCAAUCCUUCAGAGGUUGAUUUAUUCCUGGGUUGCCUUUUUCCCUCUUGAUUUCCUGCCCAUUUCGUGUUUUGCUAUCAUUCAACCACUUUGUUUCUUCUAUGGCAUACCUUUGUACCCCAAGGUCUCAGACCCAUUCUUCAUACCAUUUGCCUUUGUAUUCAUAGCAUCACAUUUAAAGCAUCUAUAUGAGACCUUUUUUUGUGGAGGCUCAGUAAAUGCAUGGUUGAACGAGCAAAGGAUUGUGGUGAUAAAGGGUCUUACAUGCUAUGUUUAUGGCACUCUUGACUUUGUUAUGGAAAAGUUGGGGAUUCACGAGACAACCUUUAUGCCUACCAAUAAAGCCGGAGAUGAUGAUGCAAGUAAAUGGUACCUAAAUGGGAAGUUUGACUUCAGAACAUCGAACAUGUUUCUUGUUCCAAUUGUUACAGCAGUUACCUUGAAUCUUUCCUCCUUUGUUGUUGGAGUUGCAAGAGCGAUAGUCACUCAGAGUUGGGAUACAUUGUUUGCUCAAGCAUUCUUCUCAUUUUACAUGUUGAUCAUCAGUCUUCCUGUGAUUGAGGGCAUGCUGUUAAGGAAGGACAAAGCGCGUAUUCCUCUGCAGACUACUUUGAAAUCAACUCUAUUGUCUUGGUUCGUCUUGGGUUUAGGAUACUUGAUCAUGGUAAGGCAUUAAUGGAAAGGGUUCGUUUACCCAAAUGUAGCCAUAUACAUGAUGGCUUUUUUUUAGUCCUUGUUUUUUUUUUUUUUUUGUCAUGUGUUCAUUAGUGGAUCCAAAAUUUUUGAUAUGGAUCGGAUGUACGAAAUUAAGCUUGAUAAUAAGGCAAAGUUGUAAGUGGAUCAUUAUCAUUUUGCCAACUUAAAUUUGAGUAAUAAUUAAUUAAUUUCACUAUUGUAUUA
Messenger RNA from Chenopodium quinoa (quinoa), 7467 nucleotides. RefSeq names its product cellulose synthase-like protein E6. Gene Ontology annotation, biological process: cellulose biosynthetic process; plant-type primary cell wall biogenesis. Lineage: Eukaryota; Viridiplantae; Streptophyta; Magnoliopsida; Caryophyllales; Amaranthaceae. Gene Ontology annotation, molecular function: cellulose synthase (UDP-forming) activity; mannan synthase activity. The transcript has 15 exons. The record is from RefSeq and is a predicted model, not a curated record. Bases 5003 to 7243 code for a protein of 746 amino acids. Gene Ontology annotation, cellular component: trans-Golgi network; plasma membrane.